AUGACUGAGACACAGGAGGCAGCGAUUGCCGAAGGGCGCCGACUAUACGGUGCCCAACAAUUCAAGCCUGCUCUUAAGCAGUUUACCAUACUAUGUGCGUGCAAUCGGCAAGGCAAACGCCCACGCUGCAGCUGCAAGAACUUCGAAAAAGUGGCAUCAGAAGGUGGCUCAAUCUUCAAUGAGGCUAUGUAUACUUGCGAGUGCACAGUUCGCACGACAUUCAACAAAUGCGAUAACAUGCUGCAUAUACAAGCCCUCGACUAUCGUGCUGCAACAUUUGAAGAUAUCAAGGAGCUUGAGCGGGCCCAAAAGGAUGCCGAAUGGAUGCUAGAGCUUGCUCCAAGACUACCAGAUGGUUACUUGCGGCUUGGUAAGAUAUUGCGUCUCCAGAAAAAGUACGAGUUUGCCUGGAAAGUGUACAAUGCAGGAAUAGAGACGGGGAACAACAACCAUCAAGCCGAAUUGCCCAAGUUCAAGAAACUCCAAACCGCCAGACAACCGUUGCAUAUUCGGUUUUAUCGUCGAGACCCAUUGAAGAACCCCCCAGAGAUUAUCCAGCGCAUAUUCAGUUACCUUGAUUUCGCCACUCUUGUGCGAUGUACCGGUGUAUCCAAAGGAUGGAGGCGGUAUCUCUCCGGUCACGGCAAUGAGAGACUUUGGCGUACUCUUAUGUUCACUAAAAAAAUCCCGAUUAACCGUCCUCCUGGCAUCAAGUCGAUCAAGAAAUUGAUUUCUUAUUCGGGCAAGGAUGUCCGUCAGAUCAUCAUCGAUGAUGCCUCACGCUUUAGACUCACUCAACAAAAGCUUCUUAUUAUCUUACAGGGAUCAAAGAACCUUGAGCGCCUUGAACUCAAGGGCAGUGUCGACGAAGACCUGACGAUCCCGGACACAAAGGGCAUCCUGAAGAAGUUGAACCAUAUCACUCUUCAGGAAAUUCUGAUCCAAAAACCCAAAAUCUUGAGUCCACUCCUGCAACAUGCCAGCGAUAGUCUACAGAGCUUGUAUAUCAACGGCUUGCCACAGUCUGGCUUAUACAAUGAUCUCCAGUUCCCCAAUUUACCCAGCCUAAAGUACUUGCGCAUUGAGGAGUCUUCCAAAUCGAGCCCCUUCCGACUAAGCACAGUAAGUUUGAAUUGA
Messenger RNA from Fusarium graminearum PH-1, 1137 nucleotides. RefSeq lists its product as uncharacterized. Lineage: Eukaryota; Fungi; Ascomycota; Sordariomycetes; Hypocreales; Nectriaceae. Gene Ontology annotation, molecular function: protein binding. The transcript is spliced from 4 exons. The coding region runs from base 1 to 1137 and encodes 378 amino acids. The record is from RefSeq and is a predicted model, not a curated record.